AUGAUCAAAACUCCUCCCAAGUGCUGCUACUGCUGCUAUUACCCCUCGGAAAACUGGUUCUUCCAGAACGCACUAUACACCGCUUCUAUUGAGCCCCUCGUUGACCAGUUCUUCGCGGGCUACAACUGCACAGUGAUUGCGUAUGGUCAAACAGGUUCUGGUAAGACCUACACCAUGGGUAGCGCGAGCUACGUAUCCCAGGACUCUGGCCUCAUCCCUCGAGUCAUUGGAGAAAUUUGUCGACGAGUUGAAGAAAGCAAUCCGGAGGAGACUAUCGAGCUCACAUGCAGUUUUAUUGAGCUCUACAACGAGGAGAUUCGAGAUCUACUCGACCCCUCAGCAGCUGCACUAGACCCUGCUCCAUCCCGGUCGGCUAACAAUGGUCUUGCUGGUGGAAAACGUGGAAUCAGCCGAAGUACUUCUUCAACGGAUAAGAUUCGAAUUAUUGAAGACCCGACAUCGAAGAACAUCAUUCAUCGUUAUGCUAUUGCUAAGGUUAUCGGUUGUACUGAGGAACCAGUGGAGUGUGCUGCUGACCUACACCUAUGUCUAGAUCGGGGCUCAGUCGUGAGACAGUAA
This is a messenger RNA of Perkinsus marinus ATCC 50983, 579 nucleotides long. Its product is annotated as kinesin heavy chain, putative. The transcript has 6 exons. The record is from RefSeq and is a predicted model, not a curated record. Gene Ontology annotation, biological process: microtubule-based movement; mitotic spindle organization. NCBI's taxonomy places the organism in Eukaryota, Perkinsozoa, Perkinsida, Perkinsidae. Gene Ontology annotation, molecular function: microtubule motor activity; microtubule binding; ATP binding. The coding region runs from base 1 to 579 and encodes 192 amino acids.